AUGGUAUCCAAACUUCUGCCAAAUAUAUUGCAGAAGCUACUUGGCAGGUACAUCGAGAACUUGGACACUUUGUCCAUUCCGUUCUGGAAGGGCGAGAUUGUGCUGGAGAACUUGAAAUUAAAGAGCGAUGUGUUUGAUACCGAUCUGCCAUUCCAACUGGUGAGUGGCGUGAUCAAGCGUGUCGUGAUCAAUGUGCCACUGCUCAGUUUCCUCAAGGACCGCAUCACGGUCAGCGUCGACGGCGUCUUCCUGCUCUUUGAUCGCAAGGACAUUGUGCAGGCGGCAGCCAGCGCGUCGUCCGCGGGCGAUUCGCACGAGGACCUGCUCACACAGAUCUCCAAGUCGAUGGACGUCAACGCCGGCGAGAGCGGUGACAGCAUGGCAUUCAAGAUGAUGAAGUCACUGGCCAAGUGUCUGCUGCUGCGCGUCAAGAACGUGCACAUCUGCUACCAGGACUGCAAGACGUCGCCCAAGGAGCGCUUCUCCGUGGGCAUCACCAUCGAGGAGUUCAACUACGAGUCGACCGAUGAGCGAUGGAUCCCCCUGCCGACGGGCAGCUCGGUCAACGUGCCCGAGGCGCACAAGCUGUGCUCCAUGUACAACUUUGCCAUGUACUGGAACUCGGCGUUCCGCGAGACCAAGCUGGUGACCAAGGACGACAUGGACGUGGUGCUGAUGCACUCGAUCAGUCGUCAGAACAUCAAGAUCGACAACAACUACAUCAUCGAGCCCAUCUCGGGCUUCAUCAAGAUGUGCAUCAAGGACGAAGCCAACGAGACCGUGUCGAACGAGGGCGUCAACCAGCAGAUGGUGACCAAGGUCGAGGUCUACCUCGGUCUCAAGAUGCUGGACGUGCGUCUCAUGGACGUGCAGUACCGUGACAUGCUCAAUCUACUAUUCUUCAUUCACGACUGGAAGAAUGUGUCGCGUUACAAGGAGUUCAGGCCCAAGGUGCCUGUGCAUGGCAAUGCAUCAAAGUGGUGGCAGUUUGCCUACAAGGCCAUCCUACAUGACAUUAGGAAGCAGAAGGAUCAAGUGUCAUGGCAAAAGAUCGAAGAGAAGAAGUACCUGAGGAACUGCUACAUCAAGAUCUUCACUCAGAAGUUACAACACAAGCGUGUCACCAAGGUGGAGGAGAACAUACUUGUUGAGAUUGAGAAGAAGCUAUCCUACGAGGAUGUAAUAUUAUUCCGCAACAUCACUGAACGAAGUGUACAUAUGAUGAAGAUGAAGGAGGAGCGAGAGAGUCCAGAGGCGAAUAGUGCACAGAGUUGGUGGAGUGGUGGCUGGAUGGGCCUGUUGGGUAUUGGUGGCGGCACCAAUCAGAUCGACUACGACAAGUUCAUUCUGUCGAAUGAUGAACUGUUGUUCCUGGACAAGACACUGGGCCUCAACCUGCCUACGAUGGUCACUGGUCGAGCAAUGAACAUCGUGGCCAUAGACGCCAGUCUCAAUCUCAAACAUAUAUGUCUCAACAUCAUCGAUUGGCAGAGUGAGGAGCUCCAAUCUACGCUGGCCUCACUCGACGUCAUUGAGGUCAAUCUCGGCUUCACAUCCGAUGGCCUUGGCAACACAUCGAUUACAACGUCCAUCGAUGGCCUGAACAUCCUGGACAAGGUUAGCACCAACACCAAGUUCGAGAACAUCGUCGUCGAGAAGAAGAACUUUGACUUCUCCGAGCACUCGUCGGCCUCGUCCAUGCUGAACCACAGCACGGCCACCGGCUUCCACAGCAACAGCAGCAAUGGCGUGACACCAAUGUUAUGGUUCUCAUUCUCGGAGAACCCGCCCACGUCGAUUACUGAUUGGAAGAUGGAGAUGAAGCUGCAGCCAUUCUACUUUGUAUACAGCAAGUCGUUCUUUGACACGAUGUUCCAGUUCUUCACGCAUGCCAACCAGGAGGCGUUGAACGCACUCAAGUACUCCUUCCUCAAGAAGCUCAAACUGCUGCAGGAUCAGAUCAUGAAGGAGUUGCGACAACUUGUGCGCAACCAAAAGGCUGCCGACUUUGUCUUUGAUAUCUACAUCCCCAGCGUGAUCCUGCCCGAGUCCAUCGACAAUGAGAACAGUCAACUGUUGGUCGUGAGCAUGGGCCAUCUGGUGCUAAAGAGCCAGCCGAUCGACCAGGAGUGGGACUGCCACGCACUCAUUGAAAUGACUGACGAGGAUUUGGACACUGAGAAGCAUACCAAGUUGAACAAGAUCCUGAACGACCGAAUCAAAUGGUGGCGCGAUCACUGUAUGAUGCCCUACGUCGAGGAGCCAGUCGAUGUCGGUAUCUUCUUCAAGCGCGAGCAGUGGCAUCAGAAGUUCCUGGACGCUCUCACGCGUCACGGCGGCGAGUCCGACGUGGACCGCCCGUUCAUCAAGGGCGACGACCUCAACCCGGACCACCCCACGGUGAUCUUCCAGGAGGACGAGUGGAACUACGAGCAGCUUAACAUCAACAUGGCGCAGUUCUACGAGGGUAUCACAGUGUUGCUGAGUAACACGUACCUCAAGAUAUGCAAGUUCUCCGAGCUGGCCAACUAUCACUACAUCGUUAACCCGUUCAACUUCCAAAUGUUCCUGCAGCUGUGCUCCGACCCGUUCAACCUGUCGAUCCCGCAGCUCGUGUGCAACUCGCUGCUGACCGACCUCAAGAUGGAGAUCGCCGACACGGACAUCUACGAGAUCAGCAAGAUCGUCGCCAAGUCGGGUCUGCUCGACUACUUUGUCGACAUGGAUACCAAGUCGUCCAAGGAGCUGGCCGAGCUUUACGACAACGUGCAGCUGGAGAAGCCCAGUAAGAAGACACUAGACAUGCAGCUGCACGUGCUCUCCGACACCAAGUCCAUCCUGCACAUUCGCAAGAUGACUAAGGAGAUGCUGUCCAACUGCGUGUUGCUCAAGUUCAUGUUCACGGCGUCCAAGAUCGAGAUGACACUCAACUACGAGACGACCGAGAAGCUUACCACCAACAUCACCAACGUGCGUUGCAAGUCGCUGGCCAAGUACCUGCACAUGGAGGUGUUGCUCAACAUGGACCACAUCAGCGUCACAGACACUCAUUCACUCAUCCCAAUGUUGUCGAUCUUCCCCCUGCCCAGUGGACUGGGUGGCAUUGCAAUGGACUCGAUACAAUCACCCAUGUUGCCGUCGCCCCGCAUGUCCAUUGGCAUGUUUGACGAUGACAACAUACAUCCAGUGUCAAUCCAUUUGGUGAGCAUCAGCAAGGAGUCACUGGACUAUGACUAUGUUGACUUUGUCGCAUCGCUCAGCACACAGUGCGUGCGCGUCAACCUGCCCAAGGAGUGCAUAAUGUCGCUGAUCAAGAUGGGCGGUCGCACAGUGGCCGAUGCCAAUCGCUUCCACGAGAAGAAGAAGUCCAUCCUCACGGUGGAGGGAGAGCGAUAUCAAUCUGUAAUGGAUGAGGCGAUGCACCCAAAGCCCACCAAACACAAGAAGCUCUCGGAGAAGUUGGACGCGGCAGAGUUCGAUCCCAACGAUCCCAAGUCCAAGAUCACCGUCAAGAUCCCCAGCUUCAUGCUCAUCCUCUGCUCUCGUAAUAACGACGUUGCCUCCUUCCAAUUCGACGACAUUCAAAUAUCCGGAGUCUUCCAACUACCCUUAUAUGACUUCACUCUCAAGCUUAGAGACAUGAGAUAUCUUGCACUGGCAGAGAAUGAUCGUAUGCAUCAGAGGAUAUUGGAGAGCAUGCAGGGACCGACAUCGCAGAAGCCAUUGGUCAACAUUCAUAUUGUUAGUCAUGAUAUAUCAAAGGCCAAGGAAUGGGGCUACAACGUAUUGCUCGGUGUGGCAAUUGGCAAGCUACGACUCGUGUUGGUCAUGCAGACCAUUAACACGAUACGUAACUUCCUGUUUGACAUCCAACUCUACAUGAAGGAGCAUUUGCCAACACUAUACGUCGUAGAGACUGAGCCCGAGGCUGGCCCAGCAACAGAAGCCGAGGCAGCAGCCAAGGCCGAGGCCGACACCGACGACAGGCUGAUCAAGCCUGACCAAGAAGUGGUCUUUAAACGUCGAGCCAUUGUUCGACUGGACUUCUACCUUGAGGGAGUUGUCUUGGAGAUACCAAAGAAUCCAAGGUCAAGAGAUAGUUUGAUCUUGGAUGUCAAGCCGAUAUCGUUGUGGAUCGACCAAUCAGACCCGACAGCAGAUAUCGUCCAUGCUCGUAUUGUGGGCGUUGACAUUGGAUCAGUUCGUGAUGGUGGCAAGAUCGAACCAAUUGUAUUGGUACCAAUGAAGAUUGAUUGUACACUGAUCAAGAAGUUGGAGACAUCGUUGGAAGCACAGACACUGUUGCUCAAGGUAGACUUGGACUUUGUUCGUCUCAAGCUCACUCAGUUCCAGUACAACCUAGUCUACAAUGUCGUUUUCCAGAACCUCAAUCAAUCACAAGUACCUGCGCCCAUCUCCACCACAUACUCCAUCGAGCGCCAGAGUAAAGUGAUCGCCAUCAAUCUCAACAUCAACAAGUCCACAAGUCUGGAUCUAGUCGAGGUUGACAAAGAUGCAAAGGAGAGUUACUUGAUGUCGUUGGGAAUGGAUCAACUCAAGAUGGACAUUGAUUACUUCAAUAAUGGUGAUAUUGAGUUGUUGAUUAGUAGUCACUCGCUGGCCAUCAAUGACAAGAACUCACUUGGUGGCAAUAAGGCGUAUGAACUACUGAGAGCCAUGCCCGAGGAUCACUUUGUCCAACAGUUCCCUAUUAUGACAUACAAGACCAACAAUAAUAUCAGUGAGAUAGAGAUCAAGCUGGACAAGAUGAUCAUGUUCCUCGAGUUGCAAUGGCUGGACAAACUCAGUGUGUUCAUGGUGCCACUCCAAGACCCCGACGUUGUAUCCACCCCACCCAAGGUACAGGCGUAUCGCGAUUGGAAGAUGGUCAUGUCACUGAUCAUCUCGAUCAAGGAGGCCGACAUCAUGAUUGGCUGCACCAAGGAGGCCAAGGGAGUAGUCCUGAUGCUGUCGUCCGAGGUCAACAUUGACAUCAAGACAGGCGACGACGGACUCAUGAAGAUCUUGUUGGGAUUCAAGUGCAACAAGGGUCUGCUGAGCAAUCAGGACCAGCAACAGGACAACACAUUGAUGAAGCCCAAGUUUGUCACGCAUCAGAGUCACACGACACUUGGCCGAUGGAACCAUCUCAAGAAGACAUCCAAGCUGUUCAUCGAGGCAUUCCACACGUCGCUCUACAUGUGUCUGGUGCCCGAGGGCAAUCAAUUCUAUUUCUGCGAGUUGGACAAGAUGCAUGUGGUCUUCUCAGGUCGCGCCUAUCGCUACCUUCUCGACCUCUACGAAAGCAUCCAGGCCAUACUCCUCACUCGCCAACAGGCGGCCCUGGAGGCUGGAGAUGGUAGUGGCAGCAAUACAAGCGGUCAACCAAUCAACAAGAGUGUCUCCCCACUCGAGGUGCCUAGCUACCGCGCCACGAUCUCCAAGUUCAACAAUGUCCAGUCGACACCAAUACCCGGUGUCAUGAUCAACAACAUGGGAUUGCCAAUGUCUCCGCAUAUGCGGCCAAUAAUGUCGCCCAGCCUUCUCCCCUCGCCACGCCACACGCGUUCAGUGUUCUACAACGCGUCGCCUUCGUCCUCCCCCGACCAGGUCAACAAGCUGUACCAUCUCAAGUCGAUGUCGGCCGAGAUGAUACGUACGCACCAACUGCGUCUGUCACAGAAGGCCAUUGACACGGCGGGCCAGUCGGUGCUGGAGAAGAAGCAACUGUUCACAAUGUUCUCGCUCAGUCUCAAGAACAUCGAGGUGAUGGUCGUCGACGACCUCAGCACCAAUCAGAUGAACUCCCCACUGUUCAACUUCCGACUCUCAUACGGUUUCCUCAAGCUGUUGAUCAAGACCAGCAUGGAGAUCGAGCUCAACUCGGUCAUCAGUCUGAACUACUUCAACAAUCGUAUCGCCUAUUGGGAGCCAUUCAUCGAACCCUGGCAUCUAAACACUCGCGUGGUCUUUGGCAAGGAGCUGGACGUGGACAUGGAGUCCAAGGACUUGCUCAAUCUCAACUUCACCAUCCCGCUCAUGGACAAUGUCAGUCUGUUCCUGUUGACGUACAGCCAGGAGUUUGGUUACCCCUGGAACAUGAUAGCCAAGCCGCCCAUGCAGGAGGAGGCCGACCAGAAGGUGUCGCCCAAUGCCGUACAGCGCAAGUCCCUCACGGGCAAGAUCCGCAAGAUCAAGUCGAUGAAGCGAUCAACAUACGCGCCAUUCCACGUGCGCAACCAGACAGGAUCAAAGAUUCGCUACAGGCUGGAGACACACGAUGGCAAGCAAGUAGAGGGCAUAGUCAAUGAGGGCCGGAACAACGCCAAGCACAACAUGGUCGUCGUCGAAGGCUAUGGCGUGUUCUACGACUUGAUGCCUGGCGAGUCCAUGCCGAUCAAGUUCUCCCAGGACGUCCAAGUGUCACUGGAGACGUUCAAUCAACUUGUGCUCAGCGUAGAGUUGCUUGGCAUCGAGAAGACAAUUGGCGUGCCACUGGACAAGAACAAGACGUUUGAGUACCCCAUCGUACUCGACAGCACCACCUCAUCCACGCUGCUCGUGGGCAUUGGUAUCAAGAACGGCACCAAGUACAUCACUCUGCGUCUACCCGUCGUCUUCCAGAACUUGACCUGCUUCUCCCUGGACAUCGCCACGGUCAACACGGGUGUGGGCCGCACACAGCCACCCCAUCUAUCAGCCAUCCUAUCACAGCACCAGACCAAGUCACCCGUCGCACUCAGUCGCAUCAAGAACGCUCUGAUCAAGCUGCGACCCUCUGGCGAGGACUUCAAGUGGAGUGAGGAGACCAUCGACCUCACGGACCUGGCCGCCACUGGUCGCGCCACUUGCUACUCAAUCAAUGGCAAGCGCGUGGUCAUCGUCCGCUGCUUCAUCAAGGAGAAGAGAUACGGUUGCACCAUACUCAAACUUUGCCCAAUGGCCAAGAUCAAGAACUUGUUGCCACAUCCCAUUUCUUACAUCCUCAGCUCAAAGGUCGAUGACAACAUACCUCGCAUUGAAGGUCAGCUCGAGGUCGAGACCAAACAGGAGAUCUACGACCUUCCCCUCAUGGACAAGUUCAAGGUGCAGCUGCGUAUUGGCGAUCCGGACAAGGCGGUGUGGAGCGAGGAGAAGUCGCUGGUCGAGCUGCUCAACUCACAGACGAUCGACAACAUCUAUGUGCCUCUGGGCGAGCGUUCGAUUUACAUCAACAUCGAGUUCGAGUCGAGCAAGGGCGUGCGCAAGAUCAUCUUCUACAACCAGUAUUGGCUGUUCAACAAGACUGGCCUCAACCUGUUCUGCAAGAAGACCUACAAGACCAAGGACUAUUACGAGGGCUCGAUCUCACUCAAUCACAGCGGCGACGCCCUGGACAAGCACUCAUGCGGUCCUAUCGCUCACACCCCGCACGAAUGGUACGCCGACCACCUGAACAAGGUGGACCCGAUCCUCUACUCAUUCAAGAAGACCAAGGACAUUGCUAACCUGAUCCAACUUCGUGUUGGUGGCGACUCCGUAUGGUCCAAGAAGCUGUCCAUCGCGGCAAUUGGCGAUCGUGGCUGCGUCACCAUCCUGUCCAAGAAGCCCAAGACCAUGGGCUGCAUCUCCAACGACAACAUUGUCGAGUACAAUAUCGGCAUGUCCGUUGACCUGUGUCCCAACCUCAAGACCAAGAUCGUGGUGUUGGCACCGCGUUACAUCAUCUACAACAAGUUCCCCUACCCACUCAUCUUCCACCAGGAGGACACUGACCAGUACAUCACCGUGCCUCAGGAGCAGAAGGUACCGUGGUACUACUUCAUGGCCGGACCCAAGCAGUCGCAACUGGUUACCGUGCGACUGGAUUGUCCUGGCGCGCGUUGGUCCAGCCCAUUCGACAUCAAGCAUGUCGGCGACAACUCUUUCCGCAUGUAUACCCAGACCGAUGAGCACGCGUCCGAGUUCAACUUUGCCCAGUUCAUGAAGGUGCAGACGUGUCUGGAGGGUGCCACAUUGUUUGUGAUCGCAGCCGAGUUGCCCAUCCCCCCGUACAAGUUCAACAAUCAGACGCAGUUCCCCAUCGUUGUCAAUCAGAAGAAGUGUGGCACGCCAUUGCGCAUCGAGCCAAACGAGACGAUACCCUUUGUCUGGGAUGAGCCACAACAGGAGCACAUAUUGGAGGUCAACAUACAUGAGGGACACGCAGAUCAGAAGACAUCGAUCAAGGUCGACAAGAUCAAGGUGUUCAAGCCUAUCGAGUUCCAUCAUGAUGGCAAGGUCAUUAUGAUUCGUGCGAUCGUCGAGCCCGAGGAGUCGACCCGUGUGCUCACUCUGACCGACUCGACUUAUCACGCAGUGCGCAGUGAGGAUCUCGAGGAAGAAACAUCGAGACAGUUCUUCCGUAUGCGAUUCGCAGGCAUUGGCAUAUCUUUGAUCAAUGCCAACCCCACCGAACUGCUCUACGUCAGCAUCAACGACAUACUUAUGGAGUACUAUUACAGCAACUUUAUUCAGUCGAUUGAGAUGAAGAUCAGUGCCAUGCAAGUUGACAAUCAACUCUCCAAGGUGACGCCAUUCUCCCAUCCAGUACUUCUUUUCUCGGAGAAGACUGAAGGUGAGAUUGAGCACUUCCUUCUCAUCAAGAUAGUCAAGUCCAACAAGAUGGUCAACAUUGAUUACUUCCAUCAAGUCAAGGUUGAGCUACAAGAGCUCAAUAUUAGAGUGGAGGAGAGGUUCCUUUACGUGUUGAUCGACUUCUUUAACAGUUUGGACUUCUCAUUCUGGACUGGAAACAAAAAGACAAAGAAGGCAUUGCAUAAUAUUGAUAUGCUCAAGCCAAUCUACCAUGAUCACAUUGGUGAUGGCUUCAUCGAUGGCAUGCUCAACCGUGCCCUGCCCACCAUCUACGGCAAGAAGCUCUACUUUGAGGACUUGUCCAUCUCACCCAUCAGCAUGUUCCUCACAUUCGACCUCUCCAAGACGGGUGGUGCAGCAUUCCGUGAGAUGGAACCACCCGUGGUCAAGGCAUUCCGAAGGAUUGGAUUCGUGUUGGUCAGCUUCCAGCAGGCACACAUCUUCCUCAAUCAGUUCAACUUCACCCAUGCCUUUGGCACCAACGAACAGCUUCUCAACCCGCUGUUUGGCCAUUACAUGUCAGAGGGUCUGUCCGAGGUCUACAAGAUCCUGGGCACAUUCAACUUCAUUGGUAACCCCGUGGGACUUGUCAAGAACUUUGGCAUUGGGUUCAAGGAGUUCUUUGUCACCACAGGCCGUGGCAUCGUCAAUGCCGACAACUCAUUCGGUGGCGCCAUCAAGACUGGCUCCAAGAGUCUGAUGAAGCACACCGUCUAUGGACUGUUUGACUCUGGCGCCAAGUUCACAUCGUCCUGCGCCAAAGCCCUCUCAUCCCUAUCCAUGGAUGAGCAGUACAUCUUGAAGCGUACGUUCAUCACUGGUGAGAUACCGCGCAAUGCUAUCCAAGGUAUCUCACUUGGCAGUCGUCUGUUCCUCAUGUCGAUACAGCAUGCUCUCAAGGGUGUGGUCUCACUGCCCUACAUUGGAGGCAAGGAGUCUGGUACAGUUGGCACGAUCAAGGGUAUUGGAAAGGGCACGGCUGGAGUGGCACUCAAGCCUCUGGCCGGAUGCUUUGACUUUGCAGGCAAGGUCACCGAGGGUGUCAAGAACUCGACCCAUCUCAACAUUGAGCGCACAAGGGUUCGUUACCCGCGACCAUUGUUCUCAGACACACCUCUGCGCAUCUAUGAUGAUGGUGAAGCAUUUGGUCACUUCUUGUUCCUCACCAACAUCAUCUCGGCAGGCAAGCUGCGUCAUAUUGGACCAACCCCAGGCUCAACCGGCCAUGGUCAGACACUCGCCGAGAUGAUCUCCUCGAGCGAGAAGUAUGUGUCCCAUCUUAUUUACAGGAACACAAUGCAGACGGUACUGUUCACCAACAAGAGACUGGUGUUGCUGAAGGACCCCGAUGGAUUCAGAACAAAGUUCGACGUCAAGUACUCGGCCAUCUUGCAGGUGUUUGAGGAGGACUUCUGUGUGCGCAUCAAGGUGAGCCAGGCGCACAAGUUCCGUCUGGUCAAUCCACGUCGACGCAAGUCGUACCGCAUCAAGUGUACGGGUGAGGAGAAGCACUACAUCUACAACAAGAUCAUUGAGAUACUCAAGAUCUACAAGCCCUACGAGAGUGAUCAAGACAUUGAGGGCAAUGGAACACACAUGCCCUAUGUCGAGGAUGUCCACAAGCGUGGUCUGGGCUCCACCUCUGCCGCCGGACUCCAACUGCCCCAGAACAACAACAACGCAUUGGUCAAGAAGCCCACCGAUGUGUUCAUCGAGUAUGAUCCAGUCAAGCCUGGUGAGCACAUGAUAUUGCCAAUCAUUGUCAAUGGCAAUGGUGAUCAGAGUGCCAACGAGACUAUCAAGUAUCUUCUCAAGAACUCACAGCGCACCAACAUCGCUCAGCCCAUCUAUGUCACGCGUGGACACCCCAGAGACAACAUACCAUCUAGGAUGUUUGAUGUCUUGGACAACCCGAUCAUAUCCACAGACAGCGCAUUCGCUGCACAGCAGGCCCCACCACAGUACCCUUACCCGUAUCCAUAUGCCAACCCAUAUGGAUCAGCCUAUCAGUACCCACCACCUCCUGCACAAUAUGCAUAUCCAUACCCAGCAUAUCCUUACCCAUACCAAUACCCUCCAGGUAUUGUCGCAGGUGGUGCUCCCCAGCUUCCACCUCCUCCACCUCCCACUCCAACCAUUAUCUCGCACACUCCUUUGCCCAUCCCUCCAACGCCGACCAUUGAUAGCAAUGUGACCAAGCCCCCAGCCAAUAUCCCACCUCCCCCAGGUCCAGCUCCAAGGAUAGCGGACCUAACUAAAGAUGAUGAGAAGGAGGUGACAAAGCCUACAGCCCUUCCAUCCAAGUCCCCAUUGAGACGCACCAGUUCCAAGGACUCGAUGGACGGCUCAAGAUUGAGAUACACACAGACCGAGUACAAGUCACCUCUGUCCAAGACGGCCAUCAUCCCAACCAAGCCUGUAUUUGGCUCCAAGUACAAGAAGCCAUUGAACGCACUGUACAACACCUCGACUUAUGAGUCACUCAAGGCAGAGGAGCAGCCAGCACAACCGUCCUCACAGUACCGUCCCAAUCCACACCGAUCACUCAAGCAUCUGAACGACUAUCCAACUUAUGCGCAGAGCCUGGCCACAGCCGAACCCACCAAGGGCGACGGCGUGUCCGAGGAGCGUCUGCAAGGCUAUCAGAAGCAGAUGGAGAAGCAUAUGGACAACAUGAUGCAUAUUCAACAGAUGCAGAUUCAACAGAUGCAUCAACUACAGAAGAAUCAGAUCGAGUUGCAGAACAUCAUCUUCCAUCAGAUGAUUCCCAAUCGUGAUGGUACCAGUGGUGGCAGUCAGGCGCCAGGUGUCAAGGUUGAGGAGUUAAAGAUUGAUCACGAUCAACUAGUGUCCUCAGCAGUACAUAACAUCAAGGAGAGUAUAGGAGGAUCUGCAUCAAGAUAG
Molecule: messenger RNA, 11520 nt
Organism: Acytostelium subglobosum LB1
Lineage: Eukaryota; Evosea; Eumycetozoa; Acytosteliales; Acytosteliaceae
Exons: 6
Coding region: 1-11520 (3839 amino acids)
Biological process (GO): protein retention in Golgi apparatus; protein targeting to vacuole
Cellular component (GO): extrinsic component of membrane
Source: RefSeq, a predicted model, not a curated record